Molecule: messenger RNA, 7094 nt
Organism: Drosophila ananassae
Lineage: Eukaryota; Metazoa; Arthropoda; Insecta; Diptera; Drosophilidae
Gene: ec
Exons: 7
Coding region: 889-6069 (1726 amino acids)
Biological process (GO): protein deubiquitination
Molecular function (GO): cysteine-type deubiquitinase activity
Source: RefSeq, a predicted model, not a curated record
GGAUUGCCUCCAUGGAUAAAACAACAAAUAAAUAAAUUAUAUUAGAUAUAUAUGAAAUCAAACAAAAAUAAAAACAGCGGCUGCGAGGAGUUUGUUUCUGUUUUUUGUGUGUGUUUGUUGGUUUUUUUUUUUUCGGUUGAAGUGAAAGCGUGUGAAAAGUAGCCGCCACCUUAGGCUCAAGGUGGAAGACCUCUCUCUCGCUGGUGUCGCCCUCUGGUGAGAGAGUGAGCAGAAUACCCGAUAUACCAUGUAAGAUAUAGUUUCCAUAUCCUGUAUUGUUGUGGCCGAAAAAUACAAAAAAAAAAACCCACCAAAAACUUCCGGUCAAUAUGAAACCACAGUUGUUGCAUCUCGGCAUUGGCCGUCAGUUCCACUUCAGACCUCACAGAGUAAAGACGUGCAACUACUUUCGUUUAUCCAAACCAUCAGCUUCAAGUGCUUAUCAGCAAUAUUUUGCACAAACAAACAAGUGUUCAAAAGAGAUACAAAAACCAACAACAAAUAACGAUCACGCGAUCAUAAAACUAAGAACAGGGGCGCGCCCCACCAAACCAAAAUGCUGCCACCAGAUAAAAACAAGCUUUUUUCCAAAAACGCAACCAUAGAACAAAAAUAUAUAGUUAUCAAAAGAAAAGACAAUAUAUCCCUAGAACACACCAACCCUUUCAUUAUUAAAAAAUCAAUUGACUACACCUGCGGAGGUGAAGUCGAUAAGUGUAAAACAACAAGAGCUGGCACACUCCUAGUCCUCACAAAAAAUACUCAACAAGCCGAAAAAUUAUUAAAAAUUACAAAAAUUGGCACAAUAGACGUAGAAGCAAAGGAACACAAAUCCCUUAAUGAAACCAAAGGAGUAAUCUAUUGCAAUCUACUCAGUAAGAAAACACUAUGAGCACGCCCAUGAAUCUUUAUCGGGUGGCCAGUGGGGCAGGUGCCUCGCCAGCCACGCCCACCAACGCCUACCACUUGAACGGCCAAGCCACAAAGCCCUUCGCCAUCGGCUCCAUCCAAAAUAGUUCGGAGAGAAAGAGAAUUUUGGAGCUACUGAGGGCCCCCAACAAUCUGACAUCGCCCACUCUGGAGCCCUCCUCCAAGGGUCUGCUCAAUGGACCCGGACAGAAUAAUUGUUUCCUCAACUGCGCCGUACAGGUCUUGUGGCACCUGGACGCCUUUAGACGAUCGUUCCGAGGCCUCAACCAGCACGUAUGCGGCGGCCAAGACUGCAUCUUCUGCGCUCUAAAGGAACUCUUCCAGCAGCUGCAAACCUCUUCGGAACCAGCCCUAUGCCCGGAGCCACUGCGUCGUGCUCUGGCCAGUGGUCCUUUGGCAGGACGCAGGUUCCCCCUGGGCUGUCUCGGUGAUGCCGCCGAGUGCUUCGAGCUGCUCCUGCAUCGCGUCCACUCGCACAUCUCCCAGGACGAUGGCGACUCCUGCGAGUCCGCCGCCUGCAUCGCCCAUCGACGGUUCGCCAUGCGGGUGAUCGAGCAGAGUGUCUGCAAGUGUGGAGCCAACUCUGAGCAACUGCCUUUUACUCAGAUGGUGCACUACGUCUCUGCCUCGGCCCUGACCUCCCAGAAGAGUCUGGCGCUCCAAAACCACCAGCAACUGAGCUUCGGCCAGCUCCUGAGGGCGGCUGGUAAUAUGGGUGAUAUCCGAGAUUGUCCGAACACCUGUGGGGCAAAGAUCGGCAUCUGCCGGGCACUUCUCAACCGCCCGGAUGUGGUCUCCAUUGGCAUUGUCUGGGACUCGGAGCGACCUGCUGCCGAUCAGGUCCAUGCCGUCCUGAAGGCCGUCGGGACCAGUCUGAGACUGGGGGAUGUCUUCCACCAGGUCAGCGAACAGCGGUGGGCCCAGCAGACCCAGCACGAGCUGGUGGGGAUCGUCUCCUACUACGGCAAGCACUACACCACCUUCUUCUUCCACACCAAGCUGAAGGUGUGGGUCUACUUCGACGACGCCAAUGUCAAGGAGGUGGGUCCCAGCUGGGAGGGCGUCGUGGACAAGUGCAGUCGCGGCAGGUAUCAGCCCUUGUUGCUCCUCUACGCCGUUCCCCAACAGCCCUCGAUGAGUUCGACACUGGAGGUGUCCAAUCCGGUGACCCGAAGGGCAGUGACCCCCAGCCCGGAGAAGCCCAGUCUGGGGAACACCCGGAGGGCCAUCACCCCCACGCCGCUGAGGUCGCCCGUCAACGAUUACCAGAACCUGAGUGUCAUCCAGAAGAACAUCUUCCCAGGAGGAGAUGAAACGGACGCCUACAUCAGUCGGAAGACCGUGGAGCACGUCCUGAGUGCCCAGUACCAGAAUCUGAGCGUCAUCCAGGACAAGAUCCAGGGACAGGGACCAGCUGUCCCCCAGAACGGGGACAAGGAUGGGGGCUUCCUCAACCGGAAGCCCAUCGAGGCAGUGCUGAGCGCCCAGCUGGCGAGGAGGCAGCACCUCCAGCUCCAGAGGAGCCACAGCGCCGAGUCCAGCUCCGGACACGGGUCCAGUUCCAAUGGCAGUUCCCCGCCCAGCGACGGACUCACCAUGCCGGAGCAUCUGAACCAGCCGAGACGCAGGGAUUCCGGGAACUGGUCCGGGGACAGGAACAGCGCCAGCUCCGCCAGUUCCACCACCCUGGACAACCCCUAUCUGUACAUGGUGGCCAAGAGGGGCGUGGUCGGGGCAGUGCCUCAGAGUCCCACGCGACAUGGUCUGCCCUACGAUCCGGGCUAUGACUCCUUCUCGCUGAGCUCCACGGACUCGUAUCCGCCGAAGCACGCCCUCAAUCCCCAGCUGGCCAAGAUCCCGGAGGCGGCCAAUGGCGGCCCGGGGAUGAGCCACGGUGGCAUGACCCUGUCCGGGGACUGCGAGAAGCUAUGCCACGAGGCGGACCAGCUGCUGGAGAAGUCCCGGCUGGUGGAGGAGUCGCAUGACCUGGAGACCGCCUUGGUGCUCUGUAACGCAGCCGCCGGGAGGGCGAGGGCGGCCAUGGACGCCCCCUACAGUAAUCCGCACACCAUGACCUUUGCCCGGAUGAAGCACAACACGUGCGUGAUGAGGGCCAGGAGUCUCCAUAGACGGAUCCUGGUGGAGAAGGGCGCCGAAACGGAGGCCAUGCCGGAGCUGAAGCACAUGCGGGAGGGCAGCACCUCCAGUGUCGUGAAGCAUGUGCGCCAGAACAGCAAGGACCGGACUCUGGAGAAGGAGCAGCUCUUCCAGCAGCAGCAGCAACAGCUCCAGCAACAGCAGCAGCAGCAGUCCAUCCCGGCCAGCAUCGAGAUCUAUGCCACGCUGCCCAAGCGGAAGAGUCCGCUGAAGGCCCUGGCCACCGCCUCGGCGGUCUGUGACGACAAUGCCAUCGAGUACGAGCAGGAGAAGCCGGUGGCCGCCAAGCCGGAGCGAGAGAGCCGAUCCCUCUUCGGUCGCAAGGAUAAGGACAAGGACAAGGAGAAGGAGAAGCGCAGCCGGAGCGAGGAUCGCAACAAGCUGACCAGGGAGUUCUCCCUCACGGAGACACUUCUGGUGAACGCCAAGGACACGCUGAAGAAGCACAAGGAGGACAAGGACGAGAAGAAGGAGAAGGACAAGAGCGGCAAGAAGCAGCACAAGAUCAGGCGGAAGCUCCUGAUGGGCGGACUCAUCCGGCGAAAGAACCGCUCCAUGCCGGACCUCACCGAGGCGGUGGACGAUGUCGCCAACAGCAACAUGUCGAUGAACCACCACCACGCCCACCACUACCCCAACCAGACGCCGGCCAGCCUCCUGGGCAGCUCCGUGGACGACAGUGCCGUGGGUCUGGGCAAGCACGGGGUCAGCAUGAGUGGCUACAUCUCCGAGGGACACUUCGACUGCUCCACCUCCGCGGGCAGCUCCGGUGCCAGUGGCAGCAACCCGAAUCCGAAUCUAGAGCGGAGCAAGCUGAUGCGGAAGAGCUUCCAUGGAAGUGGCAGGCAACUGACCAUGGUGCCCAAGGUGGCGCCACCGCCGCCCAUGCGGACCAGCUCCACCCUGACACCCCAGCAGCAGCAGCAGCAGUUCCACCACGAGGCCAACCUCUCCAAUCUGUCAGCGAUGAGCUCCAACACCUCGAUCAGCGAGGACUCCUGCCAGACCAUCAUCACCACCUGCGCCCAGGUCCACUCCGAGCAGAGUCCUCUGAAGGACAUGCAGAUGCUGGGUGCCGGCGAUGAGCUUCCCCUGCCCCUGCCACCCAUGGAACUGCCACCGUAUCCGAGUCCACCCCACUCCGUCUGCCAUUCGCGGCAGGCUAGCGAGGAUUUCCCGCCACCACCACCCCCGGAACUGGACCUGGAGCCACUCAACCAGCAGCUGAGCCAGCUGCAGGCACUGGAGGCGGCCAGCAAACAGCAGCGCCAGCAACUGGACUCCCUGGAGGGCACCACCAGCAUCCUGGCGCAGCUGCAGCAGCGCCAGCAUCUCCUCAAGAUGCGCAAGGACAGUACCCAGGCGCCGCAGGAUCCCAACUGGCUGAAGCAGGCCAACGAUCUGAGGGCCAUGCAGCGGAAGCUGGAGGCCUCCUCGCCCAGCAGCGUCCGGGAUCUGGCCAACCGCUUCGAGCAGACCUCCAUCCGGUCGUACGCCUCCCAGGAGCUCCUCUCCCAGCCGAAUCCGAGCGGGGGGCAGCAAGUGGGCCCACAGCUGCGCACCCAGAUGAACGGCCUGCCCAGCUCCAAGCUGGACGUGGACGAGGUGGACUGCAUGCCGGCCAGUAGGUCGGCCACUCUGCCCCAUCACCAGCUCCUGCCCAAGCCCAAGUACGAGAUGAGCCAGUCCCAGAUCGCCGAGGAGAUCCGCGAGGUGGAGCUCCUCAACACCAUGGUCCAGCAGACUCUCAACCAGAACCAGGGCCCUGUUCCGGGACAGAAGCGGGUGAAGAAGAAGAGUGUCUCCUUCUGCGACCAGGUGAUCCUGGUGGCCACGGCCGGCAACGAGGAGGACGACGACUUCAUCCCGAAUCCCAUCCUGGAGCGUGUCCUGCGAACGGCCCAGCAUCCGAACGAGAAGGUGACGGCUCAGAUGAUCCAACAGCAGCAGCAGAACAUCCUGAGGUUGCAGACAGAGGCGCAGCCAAGGCAGCAGCAGCAGCAGCAGUUGCAGCAGCAACACUUGCAACAGCAACAGAUGCAGCAGCAGCAGCAACUGCAGCAACAGCAACAGCAACUGCAACAGCAGCAGCAGCAACUGCAGCAACAGCAACAACCUUCUCCCAUGCUGGGCCGACCUGCUGCAGUUGCCACCGACAUGCAACGCUAUGUGCAACGCAUGCAACACCAGCAGCAGCAGCAACAGCAGCAGCAGCAACAGCAACAGCAACAGAAUCGCACCAGCAUGAGUGGCAUUGCCACGCAGCAGCACUUGCCACAAAUGGAUGCACAGUACACGAGCAUGCCGCGGCCGCUGCACCAUCAGCAGAUGAUGCUGAACCAGAGCUACUCGGUGCAACUGCAGAAGCACCAGCAGCAGAUGCAGCAACAACAACAGCAGCAGCAGCAGCAACAGCAGCCGCAGAUGCAACAGCAACAGCAGCAACUCAAUAUGAGUUACUUCAGCAAUGGGAGUGUGGGCGUGGCAGAACAAAUGCCACUGCCCUCGCCCUAUCAGCGAGUGCCCCUGCCACAUGGCUACCAAGGACAAGGCUACUACCCGCAGCAGCAGCAGCAGCAACAGCAACAGCCACAGCAGCAACAGUUGCAGCAGCAGCAGCAGCAGCAGCAGUUGCAACAGCAACAACAGAUGCAACAGCAGCAGCAACAGAUGAAGAAGAAAGUCAGUUUCGAGCCAGGAACCAAGGGAGAAGCUGACUGCCUGCCACCGCCACCUCCGCCGCCGCAGAAGAACGGUCUCCCGGAGACGGGAGGAGGUUCUGGAGGACCUAGUGGUGUUGCCCCAGGACUCUCUAGUGGCGCCACCACCGCCAUACCCACCCGCGUCUACAACAAUGCCAUCGUCAAGGCCUCGGCCAAGGCGGUGGAGUGCAAUCUGUGCCGCAAGAGGCAUGUGAUCGCGCCGGCCGUCUAUUGCACCAACUGCGAUUACUACCUACAGAUGCUGAAUCAGCGUCGGUGAUCCUGAAUCCUUGAUCCUUUUUAUCCCCAAAAGCCCAAAAAAAAAAACCAAUCCAAAUCUCUAGUGCAACUUUUCUAGCCGUACAAGGAAACCGAUAAUCUCAUGCAAGCCAUGCUGCCACAUCGCCACAUAAGGACAUAACCGAAGGAUGUAAAUAGGAGGAGGAGGAGGAGGAGUAGGAGUAGGAAGACACCACGCCAGGAUAAAGGACCCCAAAGGCCAAAGGAUCAUCAGGAGGAGGAGGAGGAGAAUGAGCUGGAGACCCACUAACACACGUCCUUCUAUGGUUCGACAUGAGAAGCCACCGCUGUGCCAACUAACCACCAUCCACCUAACCAUCAUCACUCCAUUUUCGAGGAUCGAUCCACAAGGACAUCAAGGACCUCACUCGAAUAUCACAAUAUCAAAAUAAUGCAUUCCCUUUACCGCCUUUAGCCUGGCCACCCUGCCCCUCCCACACACACACACACAUCUUAUUUUUAUCCAAUUUUUUUAUUGCUUAUUUUUACAUAUUAUUUUUAAUUUUUUUUAUUUUUUAUACAUUAUCUUAAUUUUAAAUGAAAAUCCAUUUUUUUUGUGAGCCAGAAGUUUGAAACUCAGUCGCUGAGCUUCCUUUUUGUGAGUUGUUGUCCAACGACACUUGCUUUCCAUAAAAUUUUUUAUUUUUUUUUUUCUUAAAUUACAUUUAUUUUUUAAGCUAUAGCAUUUAUUUUUAAUCCGUUUUUUUUUAAAUGUACAAUUUUUGUACUUAAUUAGUUUUAAGCCAUUCGAGUGUACUCCAUUGUGUCUUAUGCAUUUAAAACAAUUCCGUGUAUUUAUAGUGUUUAUAUUAAUUUUUACAUAUUUUUUAUACGAUUAUACAUAUAUAUAUAUAUAUUUUUAUAAUGAUUUUUUUUCCAAAAAAUAAGAAACAAAAAGAUUUCUCUUUGCAGAACACCAGAAACGAGAAAAAGAGAUGUCAAGCAUCCACAAAAAACGGUAAACAACUAUUUUUUCUAAAUAAAUAAAUAAAAUACAAAAAAUAA